AAAAGCCUUUAUGAGAAAAUGCCAUCGUUUCGAAGGGCGGCUGAAGGCCGUUGGCUCAACAGUGACAAGAAGUCCACGGGAAUCGACUACGAUGUGGUCGAAGCAAAGGGUCCAGUCUUCCAGUCUUCCAGUCUUCGCCACGUUUCAUUCGCUGCAGCCGUUGGUACAGCUGCGUUGUGGCCUUGGACCACUAAUAUUGAAGCCAUGGGAGGACUUCUCUCAGCUGCAGAUGAGCAUCCACAGAGCACUGGGACAACGGUGGAUUGUAAGCAGUUCCUUCGCGAAGCGAGUGGCCGAUUGUCCGACUUCUACGUGCGCGUGCGCGAUUUGGGCGAAGGAGCGUAUGGCGAAGUCUUCUUGGCGCGUCAGCGAAUUCUGUCAGGGAGCCAUGAACGAGAGGGUCGGCUCUGCGCAGUGAAACGCGUGCGGAAGCCCAACGUCCAAGCAGGCCUUGAUGCGGAGGGCGCCGAUUCCGAAGAAGCCUUGGAAGAGUUUCGGGUGGAGGUGGAACUGAUGAAAUCCUUGGACCAUCCCUCGAUCUGCCGGCUACUGCAGGUCUACGAAGAUCCCAAGAAUUUGUAUUUGGUGAUGGAACACCUCCAGGGCGGCGAACUUUUCGAGCACGUGGUGGACGUGGGCCAUUUGUCGGAGCCCACGGCAGCUCGUGUGGUGAGGCAGGUCGCUUCGGCGCUGGCAUACUGCCACGAACAUGGCGUGGUGCAUCGGGAUAUCAAACCGGAGAAUAUCCUGGUGGUCGAUGAAGAUCAAGAGCUUACAGUGAAGCUCAUCGACUUUGGCUUCGGGAGUCGCAUCCUAGAGGGCGUGAAAUUGCGGGCCAAAGUUGGGACCUUUGUGUAUAGUGCACCCGAAAUUCUGAAGGGUGACUGCUGUGAUGAGAAGAUUGACAUGUGGGCCCUGGGUUGUGUUCUCUUCGUGCUGUUGUCUGGAGAUUCGCCCUUCUAUGGCAGUGAUUGCCAAGCGAGAAUCUUGGAAGGCCGCUACUCCAUGGAUGACUGGGAGGGCGUCUCCCAGGAAGCCAAAGAAGUGAUCGAUCUGCUGCUAAAGGUGGAGCCGAGCCGACGUCUUUCUGCUAAGGAGUUGCUGGAACAUCCCUGGUUGCAGAGAUCGGCACCACAUCAGCAACUGGAAGCUACAGCCUUGAAACAUCUCAAGGCCUUGGAAAGCUUUCACCAGCAGAAUUUCUUCCGACAUUUGGCCGCUGGGGGUCUUGCCAAACAACUGGAUGAAGGUGACUUACACGAGCUUCAUCGGGCCUUUUGCGAAAUUGACCAGGAUGAAAAUGGAGUAGUGACCUUCGCUGAGUUCAAAAAUGUGUUGCGAGAUUUCAAUCUCAACAGCAGUAGUCACCCAGACUUGGAUGGCUCGGGCAAGGCUGCUGAGAUCUUUCGUUCUGUGGAUUUGGAUGGCCGGGGGGUCAUUGACUACACCGAGUUCGUGGCUGCCUGUUUGGAUCACAAGGUGGAGCAGGAGGAAAGUGUAUGCUGGGCUGCAUUCCAAGUCUUUGACAAAGAUUGCAACGGCACGGUCAGCUUUGAAGAAUUGGAGCAAGUCUUGAACAGCGCAAGCAUGGAAGGCACCUUUGCUCCAGAGCUUCGUCGUGAGCUUUGGGAAGAGUUAACCCAAAAGGCCACUGUGGAAGUCGACUUCGACCAUUUCUUGGCCGCCCUCCGUGGCGUCAAGGCCUCCAAUGUGGCGGCAGAGUCGCGAACACUUCCCAAGGUGGAAGCUCCAGUGGCUGGAGCUUUACCUAUCUCGCGGCGGCAGCAUGGAGCUGCUUUGGCCAUGGGCCUUCCAAUUAAACCUCGAAGGUGAUCCUGCCAUGAGGGGUUUGCAAGAUGUUGGGCGAGUUGACUAUAGUUUCCUCUCAAAAUUGGCGAUGUGUUUUUCCAUCUAUGUUAGUUUGGGAAAUGGUGAACCAUGGAAUUCGAGGCUAUGCCAGUGCGUUUUGGGCAGACUUAAACGAACAUGGAUCUGAGUCAACAUAGUCUUCUAUUUCAGCAGAUGAACUUCAGACUGUACCAAGAGCUACCAGUGUGAACAGACUGAUAUCCAAAAUGGCCGUCAAGUUUCACCAUGUUUCACUCCACGGCUGAUCCUCACCAGGGAUGCCGGUGGCUUCGCUAGUUGAUUGAUUCAGGGUGGAAAGAGCUCGCAGGAAAA
This is a messenger RNA of Cladocopium goreaui, 2181 nucleotides long. NCBI's taxonomy places the organism in Eukaryota, Dinophyceae, Suessiales, Symbiodiniaceae. The record is from the annotation of a GenBank genome assembly.